ACAUGGCAGCAGUGAAAGCAUGCAAUAUCUUGAGCACCGGAGCCAACCAGGGCUUGUGCUUAGAAACUAUUAAACAACUCUUGAAGGAUUCCAGUCAAAAAUGGCAUAUUUUUGCUUUCUGUCAUGAUCCAGAUGGACCGAAGUCUGGGGCUUUGAGAGAACUGGCGAAAAAGCAUCCAAGUGUGAUCACCAUCAUACGUCUUGAUGCUGACGAUCCAUGCAGUAUCAAAGAGUCUGCCAAGAAAGUGGGAUCUCUUCUGGGAAACAGUGGUUUGAACCUGCUAGUGAAUAAUGCUGGAAAAAUGGGAAGUGGUAACAUUCAGACCAGCAGUGUUGAAGACAUGAAAAACAACUUCAACACCAACAUGAUAGGACCCUUUUAG
Molecule: messenger RNA, 383 nt
Organism: Carassius carassius (crucian carp)
Lineage: Eukaryota; Metazoa; Chordata; Actinopteri; Cypriniformes; Cyprinidae
Product: retinol dehydrogenase 5-like
Exons: 3
Coding region: 3-383 (126 amino acids)
Source: RefSeq, a predicted model, not a curated record